Messenger RNA from Glycine soja, 1365 nucleotides. RefSeq names its product serine racemase-like. NCBI's taxonomy places the organism in Eukaryota, Viridiplantae, Streptophyta, Magnoliopsida, Fabales, Fabaceae. Gene Ontology annotation, biological process: pyruvate biosynthetic process; L-serine metabolic process; D-serine biosynthetic process. The transcript has 7 exons. The record is from RefSeq and is a predicted model, not a curated record. The coding region runs from base 219 to 1226 and encodes 335 amino acids. Gene Ontology annotation, molecular function: magnesium ion binding; threonine racemase activity; serine racemase activity.
ACUAGAACUCGAGUGAGGGAGGGUUCAUUUCUCGGAUAGGAAGUGGAAGUGAGAGUGACGAGGAGAGCCACCAAGCAGAACUGCUUCAGGUUGCCAACUAUUAGCUCACUUUCAUAGUGAAAGAAGAAAAUUGGUGGAUUGGCACUAAACAUUGUUUCUGUUGGAAAGACAAAUACCCACUGAUCUGUCUUUAUUCGCUUCUGAGACCAAUUACUUAGAUGGAAGAAGAGAGCCAAAUAACAAAGGGAAAAUAUGCUGCUGAUAUUUCUUCCAUAAAAGAAGCACAUGCCAGAAUAAAAUCAUUGGUUCAUAAAACUCCGCUUCUGUCCUCCAGCUCUCUGAAUGCUAUGUCAGGAAGGAAGCUCUACUUUAAAUGUGAAUGUUUACAAAAGGGUGGAGCUUUUAAAUUUAGGGGAGCCUGCAAUGCUGUGUUUUCUCUCAAUGAUGAAGAUGCUUCUAAAGGGGUUGUAACACACAGCAGUGGAAACCAUGCCGCAGCAUUGGCUUUGGCUGCAAAACUACGGGGGAUCCCUUCGUAUAUUGUUAUUCCAAAAAAUGCCCCAACUUGCAAAAUUGAAAAUGUAAAGCGGUAUGGUGGUCAGGUUGUCUGGUCUGAAGCCUCUGUUCAAUCAAGGGAAGAAAUUGCCAACAAAGUGUGGCAAGAAAGUGGUGCUAUCUUUAUACAUCCAUAUAAUGAUGGACGCAUAUUAAGUGGCCAGGGUACCAUAUCCUUGGAGAUUCUGGAACAAGCACCACAAAUAGAUACGCUAGUAGUACCCAUAAGUGGUGGUGGUUUGAUAUCAGGAAUAGCAUUGGCUGCCAAGUCCAUUAACCCAGCUAUUCGUAUUUUUGCUGCUGAACCUAAAGGUGCUGAUGAUGCAGCACAAUCUAAAGCAGCUGGGAGGAUAAUACGAUUGCCUGAGACCAACACUAUAGCUGACGGGCUUCGAGCAUUUCUUGGAGAUUUCACAUGGCCUGUUGUACGAGAUCUUGUUGAGGAAAUUAUAACUGUUGAAGACAGUGAAAUAAUAAAAGCCAUGAAACUGUGUUUUGAAAUUCUUAAGGUUGUUGUAGAACCAAGUGGAGCAAUUGGCCUUGCUGCUGUUCUAUCCGAUACUUUCCAGAAAAAUCCUGCAUGGAAGGAUUGCAACCAUAUAGGAAUAGUAGUUUCAGGAGGCAAUGUUGAUCUGGCCAUGCUUUGGGAUUCUUUGAACAAAGGAAAGUGACUUCUUUUUGUUUUGCUUAUGUGGACCUUCAUUGUUCUCUAUGUGAGUGUAAAUGAUCCAAUUUGUAUGGACAAGUCUAUUCCAUUCCUUUUAGUUAACUUGUUGGGUUGAAAUUCUUGUUUGUCAAGAAUUAUUUAAA